Molecule: messenger RNA, 1782 nt
Organism: Pyrus x bretschneideri (Chinese white pear)
Lineage: Eukaryota; Viridiplantae; Streptophyta; Magnoliopsida; Rosales; Rosaceae
Product: E3 ubiquitin-protein ligase SP1
Exons: 11
Coding region: 324-1352 (342 amino acids)
Biological process (GO): protein ubiquitination; organelle organization
Molecular function (GO): ubiquitin-protein transferase activity
Source: RefSeq, a predicted model, not a curated record
AAUCCCUAAUCCCCCUUCGCAAUUUCCUUCCUUUUCAACUUUCCCGGAAAACAAACAGAAAAUUUCCAGAACCCUUUAUUUGCGACUUCCUAUUUCCCUAGAAUCUCACUCCUCCUUUCCCCCUCUUUCUCUCCCAAAAUCCCUAAUUCCCAUUCCAAUUCCAUAUCUUUCCAUCAAAUUCGCCGUAAAUGAUCAAUCUUUCGCGUAUGAUUUCUUUCUGGGUCCGGUUUUUGAGCCCUGAUGCUUCCGGUAAUGCGUAACAAGGCGGAGAGCAAUAGCGCAAGGGUUUGGAAUUAGUUUAUCGAUCGUUGCGGUGGUUAAAAAUGCUACCUUGGGGUGGAUUGAGUUGUUGUCUGAGUGGAGCUGCUCUUUACCUUCUUGGCAGGAGCAGUGGCAGGGAUGCAGAGAUUCUUAAAUCCGCCACUCGGAUUAAUCAGUUAAAGGAAUUGGCAAAAUUGUUGGAUUCCGAAUUUAGAUUGCCAGUGGUGGUUGCAGUUUCGGGGAGAGUUAGCUCUGAAACCCCCAUCAACUGUGAAUUCACUGGUUUACGAGGCGUAGUUGUGGAGGAAACGGCAGAACAACAUUUUUUGAAACACAAUGAUGCUGGCUCAUGGAUACAGGAUUCUGCUUUGAUGCUUUCAAUGAGUAAAGAAGUUCCCUGGUACUUGGAUGAUGGAACUGGUCGUGUGUUUGUGGUGGGAGCACGAGCUGCCACAGGAUUUGUAUUGCCGGUUGCAAGUGAGGUAUUUGAAGAGUCAGGACGAUCCCUCGUACGUGGGACAUUAGAUUAUCUCCAAGGCCUCAAGAUGCUUGGAGUCAAACGAAUUGAGAGGGUACUUCCAACCGGUACUUCUAUGAGUGUUGUUGGUGAGGCUGUCAAAGAUGACAUCGGUACCAUUAGGAUUCAACGACCUCAGAAGGGGCCAUUUUAUGUCUCUCCCAAAACCAUUGAUCAGCUUAUUGCUAACCUUGGAAAAUGGGCAAGGUGGUACAAAUAUGCAUCUGUGGGUUUGACCGUGUUUGGUGUUUAUUUGGUUGCUAAGCAUUCUAUCCAAUACAUCAUUGAGAGGAAGCGCCUUUGGGAAUUGCAGAAAAGGGUUGUUGCUGCAGCUGCUAAAAGAUCUGGGGAAGAUAGUGCAGGUUCAAACGAAAAAGAUGAUAGUGCAUCAGAUGGAAACAAGAGAGACCGUAUGAUGCCCAAUUUAUGUGUGAUAUGCCUUGAACAGGAUUAUAAUGCGGUUUUUGUCCCGUGUGGUCAUAUGUGCUGUUGUACAACUUGCUCCUUGCACCUGACCACCUGUCCUCUCUGCCGGCGACGAAUUGAUCAGGCUGUAAAGACUUUCCGCCAUUAAGGCUGUGCUUCAAGUGUUUUGAGCGGCAGUAGUAGAUGAAGAAAUCUUGAUGCCUUGAGCAGAAGGUUAUCUAGAGAAGCACUUCCAAACAUGCCCGCGAUUAAACGAUGACUGUUUUGUGUGGUGCGACCCUGCCAAUGCUCCCAUGAACUUUACUCGAGUAAAUUUGCAGUUUUACAUAGUUUUCUUUCCGGAAAUCUUGUGGCAUGGUGCUUUCUUGUAAACCAUAACUGAUUUAAGCGGGUAGACAUUCUUGUAAAUUGUUGUGAUGUAACAAUUUUCAUUGUCGGACUUUAUGAUGGGAGCAAUCCACCUUUGGAGAGUUUCCACGUAUGGCCAGUGUUUAAAAUAUCUAUAUAGGUAGAAAUAUCAAUAUGCAAAUUUAUGUAAAUAUUGAUGCAUAUAUCGAUAUCGGUUGCUUUGACGGAAA